Molecule: messenger RNA, 1062 nt
Organism: Hansenula ciferrii
Lineage: Eukaryota; Fungi; Ascomycota; Saccharomycetes; Phaffomycetales; Wickerhamomycetaceae
Exons: 1
Coding region: 1-1062 (353 amino acids)
Source: RefSeq, a predicted model, not a curated record
AUGAACAAUCAAGAGGAGAUGGAACAAAGAUCAGCCCAUGAAGGUUCCAAAAGAAGACGAGUUGAUGGCGAUGUCAAAAGAAGAGUUACUCGGAACAGUAACAAACAAAGAGAUCAAGUAUCAGGCUCAGAUGAUCUUACUGGUGGUGGGCUGGAUCAAGCUAGAUAUGAUGACCACAACUCAUCUGUUAAUGAUUCAAGUUUGGCUUCAAGUAGCACUUCAGAUUACAAAAUCCUUCAUCAUAAUGAACGUAUUCUUUUGGGAAGCUCAGAUUCUAAUUUUGCUAUUACAGAAAUUCCAGAAGCAUCAACACCUACAAGUGAAAAAUUUCUAAUAAAAUUAAAAGAUUUUAACAAUACAAUUGAAGAUUACAUAAAAGAUGAAAAUUCAAAACAAGCAAUAUUAAAGAAGUUACAAUUAAAGUCAUCGUCAAAAAAUCAAAAUAAUACCAAAAUCUUUCUUAAAGUCUUUGACUUUAAUAACCUUGAUUAUUUAAAAUUAUAUCUAGAAACAUAUGAGUAUUUAAACAAAUCGUUUACAAAAGCUGAUGAACAUAGAUUAGGCACAAUUGAUGGAUAUUCUAUUAGUGAAAUCAAUGAAAUGCAAGAAAGAGAAUUCGCAAAUGAAUUAAAUAUUUUAUCCAUCAUUCAAGCUUUUAAUGCUAAACAAAAGGAAUCCAAAGAUAGAAUUAACAUACCUAAAAUUUAUUGUUCUGGUGACUUAAUUAUUAUGAGCUCAAAGAUUGGAAGCCAUCGGGGUAAUUAUAUUGCCAUGGAACUUAUUGAUAGUGUUAAUGAAAAACCUAAAACAGUAGCACAAUUUAAAUCUUUGAAAACCCAAUUAGAUAAUUUACAUAGUUCUGGUAUCCAUCAUGGUGAUGUUCAUGAAAGAAAUUGUUGUGUUGUGGGACGUGGUAAAGUUAUGUUAUUUGAUUUUGGUCAAAGUUGUUUAGUUAAAGAUCUUGAGAAAAAAUCAAAAAAUUGUUUGAAUAAAACUUGUGAAGAUUAUAAGAAUAUUGAAGAAAUGAUGAAAAAGUACAAGAUUGAUAAUAUAAAUACUUGA